Molecule: messenger RNA, 3183 nt
Organism: Porites lobata
Lineage: Eukaryota; Metazoa; Cnidaria; Anthozoa; Scleractinia; Poritidae
Source: the annotation of a GenBank genome assembly
GAAAAGAGUGUUGGUUCUCGUGUGGUUCAUGAAAAAGAUGAUACACAACCAUCACAGGUUAGUGGUUUAGUGCUAAUUAAUGUGUGAUUGUUUGGUAUCAACAUAUCAGACUGAAACAAAAUUCAUGUAUUGUCAUUCCUUACCCCUUUUGCUUUUUCUAUAAUAAUACUUUAUUCUACAAUGUCUCUGAGGCAAAUCUGUAUACUUCAAUGUAUAACGCAAUUAACUAUCAGGUGUUUCUAAAGAAAAGAUGAAAAGAAAAAGAUAGAAGUGUUAAAGACCUCUCUCCUCAUACAAGUUUACCCCCCCCCCCUUAUAUGACCACUCACUUAAACAACACUAUAAUAAUUAAAACAAAAUUCCAGCAUAGUAAUCAUCAGACUUGGGGCCGUGGUGCAAAUACCCGGUACAAUGAUUAAAAUCACAGCCAAUAUGUUGAAGUCAAAUAUGGCAGUAAAUUCAACAUUAUAUGUUAAUUUUUGCUCAUACUGUCUGUAGCUUAUUGUUUAGUGGCUACACCAGUUUAAUAGAAGACUGAGUGGGUAUGCAGCCGGGGGGAUGCUUUAGGAAUUUUUGGGUCAUGUGGAUGUGCUGCUGGGACCUUAGGAACCCUUAUCCUAUACCAGAACUAGCUCAGCUGAAUUUUGCUACCCUGUAAUAGACUAAACUUCCCAAAUCUCCCCUAUCCAAGAGUAGCUUAAAGGCUGAGUUGCAUAAGUUUAAACUUGCUGAUUUGAUUAUAUUAUAUAUAUAUAGUUGCAAUUCCCGGUUUCCCUGUAGUCUAGACUAAAAUCAUCCAUCAAUAUUGACCAUGCAGUUUCCUGGAAAAUGAUCCCUAUUCUAGUCCCAAACUCUGUAAUUUGUAUACCUUAUCCCACAGUAAGCUGAUUGAAAACCAUAACCUUCACAGCAGCACAUGCCUAUAUGGCCCAUAUAUGGCAGUACCCCCCCUCCCCUGUUAUGCAGAUUCACUGCAGCCACAAAUAAUCUGAUUAACAUUUGUUGAUUAAUAGCUUUGGCGUGUUUGAUACAUGAUUGUGUUUUUUAAAACCUUUGUUUGUCUAUAUAGACCCCUCUUCAGGCAGUGAAAAACGCCCACAGAGCUCAUUGUGCACAGUUGCAAGAGCUAAGGAAUAAGGUACUAUAAAAAUGGAGGAGAAAGUGUGUGACAAAGCCCUAGUGACAUCUACAACAGACAUACAUGAGUUUAAUCUCAAUUAUUGCUAAAUCCACUUUUAACGAAAACAACACGUGAAUACAGUGGAACCCUGUAAGGUCACCAAUACAUCAAAAUUCAGCCAUGAUAUUUAUUUCACUUUUCCAUCAUUUCUUAAACAACUGGAAUGUAGAUAUCGCGUACUGCGUACAGUAAGUUAUGUUUUAAAUAUUAUUAAUAAUUUUUUAAUAGUAAUAAAGGGAUUGGACAACAAAACAAUUCCACAUGCCACUGUGUGGUUCCAAAAAUUAUCCAUGACCAUACCUCCCCAACGGAAGGGUUUUGUCCUUACAUCCCCCCAAACCGCUGGAAAUUCCAGUCAAUAGCCUUUGAUAACCCCCCACCCCCAAGGAAUUUUCAAUCCUUUCCCGGGGGGAAGUAUGAAUAUUUUCUGGAACUACACAAUACAAGUAACCGCAGUUGAGUUUGUUCGAGACAACAAUUUCUAGUCAUGCAAAAUGUACUAAGUUAUAAUCGAGGUUUGGCAAGGUUUACAUCAUUACUGUUUGACAUAAGGACAUCUAUGGUCACUUCAAAAAAGUUAUGAUCACUUCCACCUGCAUUUUCACAUUCUUGUCUUUAAGAUGAAAAGUUCAUCAUUUUCUUUUAUCUAGAAUAAACAAACUCAGCCACGAUUCCUUUCAUUGGCACUUUUUUUCAUUUGUUUCCCUCCUGAGAAACCAUGUGACAUCGCUUUUGACCCAUCAGUCUUUAAGCGCAUGCAAAGAUGGCGAGUAUCAUGAAUUUAGUUCUAUAUUGAGAACAGCUUUCAUCUAUAACAUAAGUAUAUGUACCUGACUAACGCUUAAUUUUGUUGUUAUAGGGCAAAGAACAAAGCCAGCCAGAGGUAAGUAACUUUGUUAUGUCCAUUGUGUAAAUGAUGAUGAUAAUGAUGAUAAUAAUGUUACAAAUAAUAAUAGUUAUUAAUAAUAAAACAUUAAUAACAACCUCUUUAUCAAAUUUUUACUGUACUUUCGUCAUGAUCAAUGUGGUAGUUGUAAAUAUAUAAGAUUUAAAAGGUGAUGAUGUAGAAAAAAAAAGCCUCCCAUGUUGGUUGAUUGUAGAGAUUCACAUGCUCUGAUAAGAUUGGUUAAGAAUUCUAUUAAUGGUGAAUAUUUACAAAUAUUCUCGCUUAAAAAAACUAUUCAAUCAAAGCACUAUUUCCAAUUCCUUUCGGUUAAAAAACACCUGAUUUCGAUUGAAAACAUUUCAGUUAAUAAAACAAUUCAUUUCUGUUUUGUUAAAUCUGAUUUUGUAGCGUAAACGUCAGUUUCUAAAUAGAGAAAAGAAAGUAAAAUAACGUGUUCAAUGUCUUUAAGCACGUCCCUUUUCAAUAGAGACCUACGUCAGUAUCCGUUGUUGUUGUUGUUUCCAUUCUGCUUUGUUAUGGUUAACUUUAUCUGAUCAGAGUACAACUAAACUUCCUUUUGUUAAUUAAAAACAGCAAAUGUAUGCGUACUUGUAAGCCUUGAAAGCAAAAGAAAAAAAAUUGACUUAUACAAUUUUUGGGACCUGAGGAAAAGGAGAUUUUUUAUAAUCAAAAGUUGAAAAUAUUUGAAACGAAUAAAACAUUGUAUUUGUUUCCUUCGUGAUUUGAAAACAGGUUAAUGCAGCCGCCCCACAAUUAAAGGGCCAUAAAAAUGAAGUAAAGACACGUCUGGGAAAUGAUGUGAAAGUGGGAAAGAGAAAGGGAAAGAAUGGGUAAGUAGUGGAUAUCCUCUUGUUUACGUGAGGUUGGCCUUUGUUCUUGUUUGAUUUUCUUCAUGCUUGUUUGUUUGGCUGUGUGAUUAAAUUUUGUUGCUUUUUUAUGUCCUGUGUUUUACCUGCAGAUUACCAUGCCUUUUUAUGCACCACACAUGUCAUGAUUAAAAGUGUACAUGUACGUAUAUUUACCAUCUUACGUUUAAUUUUUUUUCAGUAAUAAGGAUGCAAAUACGGAUGAAAAAGUGCAAUGUAGGAAGUCCAUU